UUAUCUGUCGUUGUUCAGUUUAUCUCUGCAUGCAUCAGCUCAGUUACUGCACGAGGCUGUUGUUGUUUACUUCAGCGUUUGCACAAGUUGACAUUUGGAGGAAAUAGACUAAUCCUGCUUGGCUUUGGGCUAUUUGAUUCUCUUUAUCCCUGUUUUGGCUUGGAGACCUGAGUGCAGAUUUUAUUACGAUUAUAUGCUGGGAUUUUGGUAGUGGCUUUGUUUUUUAUGGCAAAAGGCUAUCYUGUAUUGUUACCAGCCUGAUGUGGUCACACUUAAUCAAAUUCAAGUGUAUUUGUUUUUGUUCAAAACUAAAAACAUUUUAGGUUGGUUGAUGGCAAAAGUAGUUGGAAGCUCGAUCAAACGUAAAUUUGAAGCUGCUUCUUCUAACAUGACCAUAAAGAAGAAUUAGCACCUCUUCAAAACAGWUAGUGCAAAGAGGAUUUAUUGCAAGAUUGCCAUGUUUGGAUUAGAUAUAGUUAGGCAUACUGGGAAGUUGUGAGUCUAACAGCAGUUUUGUGUUUGCACAGCCUGUUCACAUAGAGUAGACAGUUUGCUCUCUGAGAGGCACAACCCUCAGGGCAGUUGCUUCCCGCCCAUUGCUUCAGAUUCUGCCCCACCCCUGUGCCGUUUCCCUGGGCUUUCAUAAUCCUAAGCUGACUCAAGACACUGCUGUAGGACUUGCUGUCCUGGUGGUUAAGUCUUUUGAACAGAAGAGGAUCGUCCUGUCUCCUUCAGCCUUUUUUUCCCCCCCUCUCAGCCGAGUUUGGUUUUCCCACCGGUGGAGAGGAGGCAGGUAGUUUGAUUGAUUCUUCACUGGUGUCCGAGUCUUCUGUCAGCCAGAACCAGCAUGGAAGAAGAGUCUAAUCAAAGAAGAAUGACCAUGGAUUUUUCUCAGCUGCAUACAUAUACGCCUCCACAGUGUGCUCCAGAGAACACCGGCUACACUUACUCUCUCAGUUCCAGUUACUCCACUAAAGCACUAGAGUUUGAGAAGGAGCACCAGAUCGCUCCUGUGUACGAGUCGCCCAGGAUGUCGCGACGAAGCCUGCGUCUGCAGAACUGUGCCAGUCAUUAUGGCAGCGAGAGCUCGGCGGAUCACUCCCAGAACCACAGCAGCAGCUACACCAGCACCAGGAGAGAGACACGGACAUCUCGAAGCAGGAGGCAGCAGGCCACCUCCAGCUCCCUGUCUUUAUCCCUCAGCCAAAUCGCCACCCCGAGACAAACCCUGUCCUUCUCUGCUGCUAGUACCCCGAUUGACAACAGCAGAAUUAUUCAGGAGAGCAACAGAACGUCGGAGGUCUCUCAGGCUGCUUCAGCUUAUGACCAGUCCCACCUGAGACAUCGCAAAGUCARCACCACCACCAUUACUGAUACUAUUGUGGAUGGACAUUGGGGGCAGAUUUCCAGCCACAGUUCAUCAGGUGUAAACGGUGACGCCAGCACGUCAAAAUCCCACGCGUUGCUCGCUAAUGGUUACAUCUGCAGAGACUGUUCGUUACAUUCUCACAAAUCUGACUCCUACAUCACACGGUCGUCGUCAUCACAAGCAGCGGAGCUCUCUGCCGAUGUCCCUUCUGCUUCGUUGUCACCCAUCUCCAGUGUUUAUACCAGAGACAGGAGUCGGAAGAACAAAACCGGUGUCCUGAUGUCAGUGUGUAAUUCGUGUGUGCGCUACAGUAAACAAGCCCUGGCACCCUUUGUGUCCUUAGUCUCCCUUUUCUUCAGUAGUGUGAUCCAGUUGAGUUCCUGGGUCAAGAGCUCAUCAGCAAAAGGUGUGUCAGCAGGUACCUUAGCAUCGUCUUGGGACUCUGUGAGACAAGCGGCGUCCUCGAGUAUGUCCAAAGUUUGGCUGUUUAAGCAGACUGCCUCCCACAGGACGACGGGCUCCAAGGCUUUUGGCUAUGAAGGACAAGCUCACUCCAGUUUCUGUGGAAGCAUGAACGUGAAGGAUCUGGUGACAGAAGACGCGUCACACCUCAGUCUCAAUGGUUCRCUGUUUAAAGCUUGUAAAGGACUGCUGUGGUUUCUUGCAAGAGGAUGGUACCAGCUCGUGUCCCUUAUGUCUCUCCUUAAUGUCUUCUUCCUAACUCAAUGCAUUCCCAGACUCUGGAAGCUCCUGUUGCUCCUUUUGCCCUUUUUACUCCUCCUGCUCUUAUGGUGGUGGGGUCCAACUACCGCUGCCCUGUUUGCCUACCUCCCAGCUGUAAACUUGACCGAGUGGCGUUCUGCAUCUCCCUUCACUUUCCUGUCUAACUUGGCGGCUGUUCCAGCUGCUGCCCCUGAGUCCGAGUCUGCAGUGGAGCAGACCGCAGCCACCCCAGCCUCACAUGGAACACCAAUCUUUCCCCCCGUGGCUAUCUCCGGUGUGGACCUGGAGCGCCUGGAACGUGUCGAGCGCCAGCUAGCGCUGCUGUGGGAACGAGUCCAGCAGGGAGACCAGAAGCAGGAUCAGCGUCACCGGGACAUUUUAGGUCUCUACAGCACUCUGAGAGAGCAGCUGCACACUCAGACUGAAAGGGAGAGCUUGGAGGUGUGGGUGUCCUCUCUGCUGGAGCAGCGACUCGGCGCGCUGCGAGGAGAGCUGGAGCAGGAGAAGUCGCACACGGCACAGGGUGCAGAGCAGCAGAAGCAGCAACAGGAAAGUCAGGCAGCACGUCUGGCUGGUUUAGAACAGCUGCUCAGCGCUUUGGCUGCCAAGACGGAGGCGAUGCAGCAGAAGCAGCAUGAACACGAGAAGGAAAAACGAGAGGAAGAGGUCAUGAAGUCAGCAGGAGACACAGCUCCUGUCAGUGUGGGUGUGAAGCAGGAGGACCAUGAUGCUUUGCUGGUGGAGGUGCAGAGACUUGAAGCAGAGCUGACUAGAAUCAGAGGAGACCUCCAGGGUGUCCUUGGCUGCAAGGGCAGAUGUGAGCAGCUGGAUACACUGCAGGAGACAAUAUCAGGUCAGGUGUCCUCACAGUUACGGAAGGAGCUGCAGGCUCUGUUUUUUGGUGGUGGUGAAUCCGGAGAGCAGCAGGGUCAGAUACCCGACUCUCUGCUCCACUGGCUGUCCCAACGCUAUGUGAGCACGUCUGACCUGCAGGCGGCGCUGGCCUCACUGGAGUCGAGCAUCCUGAGAAACAUUUCACUGCAGUUGGAGCUGAGCCGGGCCCAGACGCUGGGUGAAGCCGAAUCACAAACGAAAAACAUCGUUCAGACAAUUACUGGGACGGUUCGUCAUGCGUCCGCUGCUGAGGGACUGACCGAAGAGCACGUGAAGCUGAUGGUCCAGAACGCUCUGAAGCUGUACUCUCAGGACCGAACUGGUCUGGUGGACUAUGCCCUGGAGUCUGGAGGUGGCAGCAUCCUUAGCACCCGCUGCUCUGAAACAUACGAGACAAAGACAGCCCUCAUGAGUCUGUUCGGUCUGCCUCUCUGGUACUUCUCCCAGUCUCCACGAGUCGUCAUCCAGCCCGAUGUGUAUCCUGGUAACUGCUGGGCGUUUAAAGGCUCCCAAGGUUAUCUGGUAAUCAGGCUGUCCUUGAGAAUCCUACCCACGUCCUUCUGUCUGGAGCACAUCCCCAAGGCUCUUUCUCCAACUGGAAACAUCACCAGUGCUCCACGCAACUUCACUGUCUUUGGUCUCGAUGAUGAGUACCAAGAAGAAGGAAAGCUGCUAGGGCACUACAUAUAUGAAGAGGAUGGUGACGCACUACAAAUUUUCCCAGUUAAGGAGAAGAACGACAAGGCCUUCCAGAUCAUCGAGGUUCGGGUCCUGUCUAACUGGGGUCAUCCAGAAUACACCUGCCUAUACCGCUUCAGAGUCCACGGAGAGCCGCGUCCUGAAUGAACCACUUCUAAUAAAGAGCAUUACACACCCUCUGUACAUAGUUCUCACCAGCUUCUUUAAAACUGAGGGGACGUGGCAGUGUGGACGUUUGCCAAUGAAAGCCGUUAAGACAGAAGUCGUGGAUGGUUAAAGCAAAGUGCCYAGAUGGAAUCGUGAAGAUGUUUUUUUAUUUUUAUUUUUUGUAAUAGUGAAAGAAUUUGGAAAGUUUGUUUCUGGACUGAUGAGGAAGAAGAAUGGAAACCACAGAAAAAGCUAAAUGUCCCCCUUUUCAUUGCACUGAGUCGACUCUAAGGACACCCUGCUCCCACCAAGCAGAUAAAUCCAUCCCCACUUCUUUAGGAACGUGAACACUUGAAAUGGAGACUCAUCUCAACUAUCUUUUCACACACACACACUGUUAUGAUUUGUGUUUAAAACUUGUUUUGUUUUUGUUUUUUAAGGCUCUGCCAUUUUUAGGAUCAAGACUACUUCAUCUUUGCCUGAGAUACUAUCCAGGCAGAUCACUGUUUUUGUUGUUAUCAAAUCUUUUCAAAGCCAUGYACAUGUUGAUGUUUACUAGCCUAAUGCUUUUCUAUAAUCAUAUGUAAGAUGUUUGUUCUACAGCCUGAACAUGCUGCUUAAGGACAAACUCUGAAUGUUUGAUCAAACAAAAAGCAAGUUUCCUUUAAUCGCACAGCAACAUUAUUAAACCACUGACCAGAACUCGUAUGUGAUGCAAGCAUUAGGAGGCUCUUCACUCUUCACGUGUCUGAUUAUGGACAGACACAAGGAAUGACGUUAGAGCGUGGGGACUCCUGAAAAAUAAACUUUCACAUGCAUCUUGGAUGUAGAAAAGCGAUUCCUCCCUGACUGUUGGAGUCCCGUGCCAGGAUCUCAGAUCACAACUUAUAAUAGAAGCUAAAAGAUUUUACAUCUCRUGUAAAUAAGUGUUUUUAUUUUUAGCUGUUCUUUUUCUUUUAGUUUACCAAAAACGUCCUCACACAGGCUUUCAACUCUGAAACCCCGAAGGAAUGUAAUUUGUAUAUUUCAUUGUUAAUAGUUGGUCCUUUAUUAUUAUACUUUUAUCAGUGUUGUUUUAUAAAAAAAAUUAUCAUUAAUAUGGUUAUAUUACUAUUAUUUUUACCAUUGCUCAUUAUGUUUGCUUCCUUUUUGUUUUUUGGGGGGAUUGAUAUCAAAAGAUGCACUGCAACAACUUGUGAGACAAAAAUGUUGUAGCACGUUCUUUUAAUAUUUUGAUUUAAAACAAAAAGUUGGACAGUUGUGUUUGCAACUAUGGGUGAGUCUAAAAUGUUAUUUGUGUAAAUUAAAUGUUUUGUUGACAGUUUUAUUUAUUUACAAGAUAAUCAGUGGCUGCAAAUUCUGAGUUACUGCAGUGUAUAUUUUGUUGAAAGCUGUUCAGUGCAUUUUUGGAAUAUUCUUGGGAUUUUUUUAAGAUAAAUGGCUAUUUUUGUUCAGUCAUGAGAUGACUUAACUGCUUUGGAAUAUAUUCCAAUAAAGACUUUAAUUUUGA
Molecule: messenger RNA, 5342 nt
Organism: Austrofundulus limnaeus
Lineage: Eukaryota; Metazoa; Chordata; Actinopteri; Cyprinodontiformes; Rivulidae
Gene: sun1b
Product: Sad1 and UNC84 domain containing 1b
Exons: 21
Coding region: 848-3832 (994 amino acids)
Cellular component (GO): meiotic nuclear membrane microtubule tethering complex; nuclear envelope
Molecular function (GO): protein-membrane adaptor activity
Source: RefSeq, a predicted model, not a curated record